This is a messenger RNA of Micropterus salmoides (largemouth bass), 1597 nucleotides long. It is a transcript of the gene rhbdd3, whose product is annotated as rhomboid domain containing 3. The coding region runs from base 294 to 1379 and encodes 361 amino acids. The transcript has 5 exons. The record is from RefSeq and is a predicted model, not a curated record. Gene Ontology annotation, cellular component: membrane. Gene Ontology annotation, molecular function: serine-type endopeptidase activity; protein binding. NCBI's taxonomy places the organism in Eukaryota, Metazoa, Chordata, Actinopteri, Centrarchiformes, Centrarchidae.
CGCAGGGAUCUUUCUUAUUUAAAAAACAUUUGUUACUCACGUAUAUAGGCUAUAGUUAUUUUAAAAUAGCAGUUGAACUCGUUGUUCGAGUAUUGAAGAUAAAUGUUGAGGAUUUCGCUGCAGUUUUUAGAUAGACUCCAGCUCCCACUCUCAGUAUUGUGAGAAAUAUUAUAUAUCUGCACCCCUGUCAUUUUUGCAGGACGUGCUUGUUAUGAUCAUGAACAGAUGCUUGUUUACUAGAAUUAUGCCAUAAAAGAACCUGUGAGUGGUCAAACUACAGCUAAUCCUAAAUAAUGCUUAAUCGUAUAUUAGCAGUAUGGUUCUGGUUUGGAUCAGAUCGCCCUGGAUUCUGUCUGGGAACAUCUUCACUGAUAGCACUCAUGCUGCUGAUGUAUACUGGGGGCAUCCAGGCAAGUCUCAGCUUAGGUCCAGGUGGCGACUUCCCAAGGGUUAGAGAUGUGUUCCUGUAUGCUUUCAGUCACGAUGAGCUGACCUCUCUGCUGGUCAGUGUUGCUCUCCUGGUGUUGGUUGGACCGUGUCAGGAGCGUCGCUGGGGUACCUUCGCCUUCCUCGCCCUCUCCAUCCUGACAAUGACUUUAUUGCCUCUUCUUUACAGCCUGGUCCUCUUUGUCGGAGGCGGGGAGGCAAGUCGGAUCUGUGGUUACUCUGCCAUCCAGCUAGCGCUCUUUACAGCGCAGUGUCGUCAGGUGUCACAGAGGAGGCUGCUGAAGUGUUUGCCAGUCUGGUUUCUCCCCUGGCUUCUUCUGUUGAUUGGUCUUCUGCUGCUGCCGGGGACCCCUGCUCUGCUUCACUUCUGCACAAUAUUUAUCGGACACAACUAUCAUCAGCCCUUUAUUGGGAUGUUACAGGAGCUGGAGGAGGCCUUGGACUUCAUUCCUGAUUGGGCAUAUAUUCCCGCUUCAGCCAGGCUCAGACUGCCCACCUACGCUACCGCACAGAGAUCCAGAUCACAUUCCCAGAAGAUACCUGUAGAUCAGGCAGCUGCUCCUCCAAUGAGGGAUCCACGUCUUUUGAACCACCACCCAUGGGUGGAUCAAGUGCCUGCCUGGAUUAUGACAGAGUCAGCUGCACUGUCUGAGGCGGAGGUGUUGGAGGAGCAGAUGCUAAGGGCAGGGAUACUGGCCUCGUUACAGGAUGCUCCUGACGACCCUGAUGCGAAAGUGGAGGUUCCCAAAUCGUCGGUCUCCUCUCUGCGACUCCAGCAGCUGGAGAAUAUGGGAUUCCCCACAGACAAAGCUGUAGUGGCAUUAGCGGCCUCAAAACAGCUAGAUGGCGCCAUUUCUCUGCUCAUUGAUGACAGCGUCGGAGAAAAGGCUGUGGUGGUAUCAAAAGGGAAGGGCCCUCCGCCUAGCACCUAGCAGACCUGACACUCCUGUACUGAAACAGAGUUUGCUCUUGUGCAGUAAACUGGACAUACCUUACGCUUGGGUUUUGCUGAGCUUCAAUAUUAGAUUUCCCCUGCGGGCUACUUGUUGAACUAUUUUAAUGAUCAGGAUUCCUGUGGAAAAGUGUGUAGAUGCAAACUGUUGACUGUUCUGGAGACAAUAUCUGUGUCAUAAAAUGUAAAUUGUAAAGA